Linum trigynum is the source of this 1902-nucleotide messenger RNA. Lineage: Eukaryota; Viridiplantae; Streptophyta; Magnoliopsida; Malpighiales; Linaceae. The record is from the annotation of a GenBank genome assembly.
UAUUAAAGAUACAAGUUGAGUUUAUACUAUAAUUUUUUACGAAAAUGUAUAGACACAAACUGAAUAUUGUAUUUUUUUAAAAAUGGAACAAUGUUGGUAUGAAAUAUAGUGAAAUUUCUCUCUAUAUAUUUAUUAAAAUUAUAAUUAGCAGCUAUAUUUUAUUGUAUCCAUUUAGAUAAAAUAGUUUAUUGUUACUUUGUGAAAAAAUUUAGGUGCAUAGUUCAACGUGCAUAAUCACUCCCUUAUCGGUUUCUAAUUAAUCAUAUUUCAUUUGUUCAAAAUUUAAUUUAUACAUUAUUCAUGUGUAUUUUUGUCCAUCAUGUCACCGGUAAUGAUUGACAUGAGUUUGACAUGAAUCACCUGCUCACAAUGACGGUUAUGAGGCCAGUGAUAGCAUGUACCCAAAAAGUGACCGCAUAGAAGACAAAAUCUUCAUUUUUGACAUAUUUUGGAAGAUAUGUUAGUCUAGCAUCCUAUGUAGGGGUGGCUAACGAUCCGGUUCGCACCAGAGUAAAUCGUACCAAAUUGAUAUUUGGAUCAAAUCAUAUCAGAUUGAAUAUAUUUUGAUUCGAUUUUGAUCCUAUGAAUUAUUUUAAGUAUGAAGAAACAUGGACCAAAAUUGAAUUUGGGAUGGACUAAAUCGAACAAAAUAAACCAAACAUGUUUUUGGUCCGGUUCUCGUCCUUAUUUUUCCUUUGUUUUUGGUUCAGUUUUGUAUCAAUUCGAACAAAUUCUGUACCGAAUCGACCGAUGUCCACCUCUAAUCCUAUGGCAUCAUGUACCGUAGCGUUCAUGCACUAUCAAUUCUUCUAUAAUGGUACCCUAUCUAUACGACAAUUCCUAAUUACAUCCCCACCAUCAAUUUUUGGUUUUUUUGGUUCUCGCUUUAUUCAUUAAUUUUUCAAUCUAAAGAGUAUCAAUAUUUGUGUUGGUUGUUGGGUUGUUUAUCAGCAUGGGAAAGAAUAGAUAUCAUAAAAUGUUCAUGUGACGUAAAUUCUACCGUGUGUAAUGUUUAGUGUGAAGAUAAAGGUUUCGUAAAGAAAAAAUAAUGCAUUGGAAUUUAUAGAUGUGAUGGUGCUUUAGAGGAUGCUGCGAUCACACGAAAUCUAAAAUGACAUUUGCAAAAAUUAGCAUUGAUAUCUUUUUAUAUAGACCUUUACCUCAAGCUGGUGAUUUCUUUAGUUUCCAUACAAUUGAAAAAAAUAAAAAAAAAUGAGAGGAGCUCUCUCCUCUCUCCUUGAGCUCUGCCUCCGCAUGGGGCAGGUUCUUCGGGCCUGCCUGACGGCGAUGCUGGAGGUGGCUCUUGAUAACCAGAAAAUUACUGGUGCUUUCGGCAAAUCGCAUGAUGCUCAUGCAGUGGAGGCUGAGCAUACCCCAGGACGGACGACGAGAGUGUUUUCCUCUGGGCAAAAACGAAAACGGCCAAAGAGCAGCAGCGCUGCUGCGUCCGUCCCUUCUUCUCCCAAACGGCGGCGACUCCAUAAUGUGUAGAUUUGGCAAUUCCGGUUGCCGUCGUCGAGUGAAGUAAUAGAAAGUGAAGUUGAUUGUGAAAGAUCAGAGAAUACAGAUGGUUGUGCUUUAACGGAGAACAAACUUGAAGUAAUAGAGAGUAAACUUAGAUCCCGUUGUGGGGCGAGUUCUCUCCAGCAAUCAUCUGGGGAAAAUCAGCCCAUUAAAGCCUCCCUACGCCGGCCGGUGGCCUGUCCUUGGCCGCCGAUGCCCUUGUUGCGUGUGCUGAUGGGAGUGUCGGUCAGUCAAAAAAACAAAAAUUCCAUCAAAAUAUCUUAAUGGCUCCGAUUUGAUCUUUCUCUAUAUCCCUAGUCGGUUGGAGAUUGUGAGAAAUCUCACAAAUAUCUUAAUGGCUCAGAAUAUUCGAAAAACAAAUAAACAGAAGGGGAUAAC